Messenger RNA from Elephantulus edwardii (Cape elephant shrew), 621 nucleotides. It is a transcript of the gene NAT9, whose product is annotated as N-acetyltransferase 9 (GCN5-related, putative). Gene Ontology annotation, molecular function: N-acetyltransferase activity. The record is from RefSeq and is a predicted model, not a curated record. Bases 1 to 621 code for a protein of 206 amino acids. NCBI's taxonomy places the organism in Eukaryota, Metazoa, Chordata, Mammalia, Macroscelidea, Macroscelididae. The transcript has 6 exons. Gene Ontology annotation, biological process: protein acetylation.
AUGUGGUUGAAUGAGAACACCUUGCUGCUGGGGAAGAAGGUGGUCCUGGUGCCCUACACCUCAGAGCAUGUGCCCAGAUACCACGAGUGGAUGCAGUCGGAGGAGCUGCAGCGGCUGACGGCCUCAGAGCCACUGACACUGGAGCAGGAGUACUCGAUGCAGUGCACCUGGCGGGAGGACGCUGACAAGUGUACCUUCAUCGUGCUGGACGCGGAGAAAUGGCAGGCCCAACCGGGCACGGCCGAAGAAGGCUGCAUGGCCGGCGAUGUGAACCUCUUCCUCACAGAUCCUGGGGACCCCACGCUGGGGGAGAUAGAAGUCAUGAUUGCAGAGCCCAGCUGCAGAGGCCGGGGCUUUGGCACCGAGGCUGCUCUCAUGAUGAUGUCUUAUGGAGUCACCAGGCUAGGUCUGACCAGGUUCGAGGCUAAAAUCGGGCAAGAAAAUGAACCAAGCAUUCGUCUGUUCCAGAAACUUCACUUUGAGCAGGUGGCCGUGAGCAGCGUCUUCCAGGAGGUGACGCUCAGCCUGGCCAUGAGUGAACUGGAGCGGCAGUGGCUGCUGGAGCAGACCAGUCACGUGAUAGAGAAGCCAUACCGAGCCAGGUCGCCAGAGCCCCACUGA